Molecule: messenger RNA, 1674 nt
Organism: Lathyrus sativus (Indian pea)
Lineage: Eukaryota; Viridiplantae; Streptophyta; Magnoliopsida; Fabales; Fabaceae
Source: the annotation of a GenBank genome assembly
AUGGAGCUUUGUCAAAUUGAGCCUGGUCAAAGGUACUCCAAAAGAUUGAAUGAAGAGCAAGUAACGGCUCUUUUAAGGGCUACUUGUCAGCGUCCUCCUCAGAGAGAAAAUGAUAUUCAACAUAUUGUGAAGCAGCACCAUUUCAACACUGACAAGGUUGUGAAAGAGUUUGGCAUAAAUGUUAGGGAAGAGCUCGCAUUGGUUGAUGCCCGUGUUUUGCCUCCUCCAACGCUCAAAUAUCAUGGAAGUGGAGGUGCAUCAAAAAUUGACCCUCAGAUGGGUCAAUGGAAUAUGAUUAAUAAGAAAAUGGUCGAUGCUGGCAAGGUGCAAUUUUGGACUUGCCUUUGCUUUUCAACUAGAAUGAAUCCAACUCAAUUUUGUGCUCAGUUGGUUAAUAUGUGUCAGAGUAAGGGAAUGCUUUUCAACCCAGAUCCUCUGAUACCUAUAAACCCUGCAAAUCCAAAUCAAAUCGAAAGAGAGCUUGUUGAACUUCAAAAGAAGUGCAAGACAGCACUUGAUAGGACAAAGCAGGAGGGAAGACUGCAAUUGUUGAUCAUAAUUUUGCCUGAUUUUAAGGGUAAAUCAUAUGAUAGAAUAAAGCGUAUAUGUGAGACUGACUUGGGAAUAAUUUCCCAAUGCUGUCAACCGCGACAAGUGGUAAAGAUGAAUAAACAAUAUCUUGUUUCCCAAUGCUGUCAACCGCGACAAGUGGUAAAGAUGAAUAAACAAUAUCUUGAAAAUUUGGCGUUAAAGAUCAAUGUUAAGUCUGGAGGCCGUAACACAGUGUUAAAUGAUGCAUUUGAGAAAAGAAUUCCUCUAGUAACUGAUAUGCCAACAAUAAUAUUUGGUGCUGAUGUAACACAUCCUCAGCCGGGAGAAGACUUGAGUCCCUCUAUAGCUGCAGUUGUGGCAUCAAUGGACUGGCCUUGGGUCACAAAAUACAGAGGAAUUGUUUCUGCCCAGGUUCAUCGCGAGGAGAUAAUUCAAGAUCUCUUUAAAAUAACAGUGGAUCCUCAGAAGGGCAAUCGGCCUGCUGGAAUGAUAAGGGAGUUGCUUGUGGCUUUCUAUAAAUCAACUGGGUGUAAGCCUAAAAGGAUUAUAUUUUACAGAGAUGGAGUAAGUGAGGGCCAGUUCAGUCAGGUUUUGCUUUAUGAGAUGGAUGCGAUUCGAAAGGCUUGUAACUCAAUAGAGGAUGGCUAUCUACCUAAAGUUACUUUUGUAGUGGUCCAAAAGAGACAUCACACCCGUCUCUUUCCUGUCAACAAAGGAGAGACAGAUAGAAGUGGAAAUAUUAUGCCAGGAACCGUGGUGGACACAAGCAUUUGCCACCCUAGGGAAUUUGAUUUUUACCUUAACAGCCAUGCUGGAAUUCAGGGGACUAGUCGACCAACACAUUAUCAUGUGCUGUAUGAUGAAAAUAAAUUCACUUCAGAUCAGCUUCAGAGUUUGACUAAUAACUUAUGCUACACUUAUGCGAGGUGUACUCGAUCUGUCUCAAUAGUUCCUCCUGCUUAUUAUGCACACUUGCUAGCUUUCCGCGCUCGAUACUACAUAAGUGAAGUCGAAAAUUCUGAUUCCGGUUCUGCAAGUGGUAAUAGGAGUACCACCAACUUUGUGUCGACUCUACUACCGUCUAUCUUGGAUAACAUCAAAGAAGUAAUGUUUUACUGUUGA